Molecule: messenger RNA, 768 nt
Organism: Batrachochytrium dendrobatidis JAM81
Lineage: Eukaryota; Fungi; Chytridiomycota; Chytridiomycetes; Rhizophydiales
Exons: 3
Coding region: 1-768 (255 amino acids)
Source: RefSeq, a predicted model, not a curated record
AUGGAGCCAUCAAAACAGGAACAUACAGUGACAUCGUUGCUGUCAAUGCUUUCUACCAUUAGUGUACCGACUCAAUCCCAGCCGAGUCCUCCAUCACAACCUCAAUCCAACACUGUUGAUUUGGGAUUGGGUGCCUUUACUCCAAACAUGGUCGAGGAUGUGCGACGUACAUUUCUAAAUCAGCAGUUUCAGCAACCACAAUUGUAUUCUACGCAAGGACAAGCUAGCAAUCAGCACCUUAAUCUACCCGGUCUUGACUCGUUUUUUCAACAGUUUGGCCAACAACCUGCGCAACAGGACCAACCAGGUCAAUCAUAUCAAAAUGGCUAUUCCAAUCAGCAUCAAAAUGGCUAUUCCAAUCAGCAUCAAAAUGGGUCUGAAAAGUAUCCACCCUAUUCUAAAUUUCAAGAUCUUGUGAAUGAUUUACGUUAUAAACAAAGUGAAACAGAACGGGCAUUGUUAGAAGAGCGAGCAAAGUAUAUUGAGAUGCAGGAGAAUAAACGACGAGAGCUUGACGCACAAGAGAUUAUUGGAAAAAUCACUGAAAAGGAAAUCAAAGAUAAGGAGGCUAUAUUUGUACAGGAGCUGCGUAAAUUUGACGCAGGAGUAUUUCGAAGGAUGGAAGAGACUCGACGGAAACAGCAGGCUUUAAUGCAACAGGCAGGUAUGCCCGGAUUUGAAGUCACGGACGAUCCAUCUAAAAUUACAUCGCAGAUCUGGUGUUUAGCACCGUUUUUGCUGGCCGAAUCGCACAGGCCAUCAUGGUAG